Molecule: messenger RNA, 1899 nt
Organism: Humulus lupulus (European hop)
Lineage: Eukaryota; Viridiplantae; Streptophyta; Magnoliopsida; Rosales; Cannabaceae
Exons: 14
Coding region: 267-1688 (473 amino acids)
Cellular component (GO): cytoplasm; membrane
Source: RefSeq, a predicted model, not a curated record
UUUCUCCGAUCUGAUAUCUGCUGAAACUGAUUCAUUUACAUCACUCUUGUCUUUCUUUGCUUUUUUUUUUUGGGCGAGUUCCUGGUUUUUUGGAACUACUGUUUGAUGGGUUCAUCUGGGCCUAUUCAAGUUUUUCAUGGGUUUUUUGAAUUGUAAUGUUAGAGGCUACUCUCGCGAAGCUCUGCGCAAAAUUUUGCAGCGUGUACCCUCAGGUCAAUUGUUAGACUAAGUGAAGCAGAUACAUUUCGUUUUUGCGGAUUUUAUCUAUGUUUGGAGGACUUGCGACGGUUCCUACCAAUAGUCCUCACUUGAGAAAGUCUGGUAGCAGACCCGUUUUCUCUGAUCUGGGAACUACUGAUGUAGAAAAUGGUGCUGAUGAAAAUUUCCUGCAUUCAGCAGAGACAGAUAGUUUGAAGGGUUCAAAUACACCAAUUAGUACUGGUGCAAUGAUGCCAUCACCCACUUUCUUGUGGAGAACCAAGGUGGGAUUCUUUUUUAUCUGGGGUUUCAUUUGUUGCAAGAUUGGAUGGGAUUCUGUGAUGAGAAUGAGCGUGGAUUUGAGAGAUUUAUUUCUAUACGAGGCAUUUUUAUAUUACAAUCCACUUCUUCUUGUGACUAUGGCUGUUUGGUUUUGGGGAAGUAAUUUAUGGGUUUUCUCCCAAUCCACUGUCAGUUAUGCAAAGAUUUUUGAUCUUGAUCAAAAUCAUUUGACGCAUAGAGAAAUAUGGAAGUGUGCCACAUGGAUGACAAUUGUUGUUCCCACUAGUAUGACGGCAUAUCUUUAUCUUUACUCGCAUGGGGAAGUAUCAUUGGCUGCAUCACAACCAGUGCUCUUAUACACUGCUAUUGCGUUGCUGUUGGUAUUUCCCUUUGAUAUUUUUUAUUUAUCAACCCGCUUCUAUUUGUUGAGGACUCUUUACCGUAUAGUUCUCCCUCUACAGGCAAUCACAUUUUCUGAUUUUUUUGUGGCCGAUAUUUUGACUUCCAUGUCUAAGGUAUUGUCGGAUUUGGAGAGAUCAGUUUGUCGUAUGGUCCAUCGACAGGUUGCUACCAUUGCAUGGUUUGAAGCUGACUCUGUUUGCGGUAGUCACUCUGUUGCAAUUCCAAUAGUUCUUGUUUUGCCUUACCUUUUUCGUCUCUUCCAAUGCCUACGACAAUACAAGGAUACUGGAGAGAAAACAACCCUUCUUAAUGCUCUAAAAUAUUCGACUGCCGUACCAGUUAUUUUUCUCUCAGCCCUAAAAUAUCACGUUUUACAUGAAAAGUGGUUAAGUUUUUAUCGGCCUCUCUGGCUUCUCUCAAGUGUUCUGAACUCUCUGUACUCAUUCUACUGGGAUGUGACCCGAGAUUGGGACAUGAGUGGUUUCACCCGGAUUUUCAAGUUCAGCAGACCAAGUCUCUUGUCAAACAUAUUAUUUGGACGAAAAUGGGUUUAUUUUUGGGUGCUAGCAAGCAAUCUGAUACUGCGUUGCACAUGGACAUACAAGCUGUCUGCCCAUCUCCGGCACAACUACCUUACAUUGUUCACCAUCACAGCCUUGGAGAUUUUCCGCCGAUUCCAAUGGGUUUUCUUCCGCGUAGAGAAUGAGUGGAACAAGAUGAACUCCAAGUCAAAUAAUCUGCUCUCCAUGAGCGAAUUACCAACUGAGGAAGACAAUCUGCUGGCCUCUAAUAAUCACAAUGUAUAGGCUGUUGGGCAAAUUAUCUUUUUGAUGGUAACAAGGACAUCUAAAGUUCAUGUUAAAUUUUGACCAAAACAGUUCCACCAAUUCCUUUUUUCCCGAUUGGAUUUUUAUACAAGCAAUUGAAAACAUUCCUUUGUUUAUACAUAGAAAAGGGUUAUCCACGAUUACGUUAUUUACCUUAUAAUGCACAUUGUAUUGCUUCAUUUUGUGAACA